AUGAUAUUGAAAUAUUCCCAGUAUGCUACGCAAGUAAUGGAACAACGAUCACUCACAAAGAUAGUUGAAGCAAGCAUUAGAUAUUUAAGACUCUCAAUUCUCUUUUCAUUUGGUGUUUCAUAUUACUUGACAGUCCUAUUACUAUCUCGUGAUCAUCCUACCAUUUCAGUGGCUGAUUUGUAUGUUUCUUCGCUUAACAAAACAUCAAGUUCGUUGACUAACACCACCACAAUCGAUAUUGACCUGAAAUUCAAGAAUGAGAAUUUUGGGGUAGGGAUUUACUACGAGGAUCCUCUAAAUCUCACCAUCACUUGUAUCCCACGAAACAUAACCAUUUUUAUGAUCAUUCAAGGGUUUUAUCAAGGGAACGGAAAGGUUAACCAUAUCCAAGCCUCUGCGGUGGUUCAAGACUUGUUUUCAAACGUUGAACAGCGUAGGACACUGGGAGUAAAACAUGUUUCAUUGUUUGACGCUGGGAAAGUGAUUGAUUUCAUGGUUGAUUUGGAGGCCAAAAUAAAGUUUAAGUCGAUUGAGAACAAAAAGUCAAAGCUGAUGGUCGGAUCUGCUGUUGAGGUCAACGGUAACACUGGGACGUCUAUUCUAAAGACCAUUCAAAUGAAGUAUUCUUCUGGAUCGAAUUACUGGGGAGCUGUGCAAUGGCUACUAUUCCUUCCUUUGUUUAUUUCAUUUGUGGUUGUUACUUAUAUCGCAGUUUUCAUACCUUUACUAUUAGUGGUUGUCGUUGUUUGUUAA
Lactuca saligna is the source of this 753-nucleotide messenger RNA. The record is from the annotation of a GenBank genome assembly. Lineage: Eukaryota; Viridiplantae; Streptophyta; Magnoliopsida; Asterales; Asteraceae.